AUGAUUUUUUGGUUGAUUAGAACAAUAUUCCUCUCAGCAGUUAUAGGAUAAAAAGAAUACUCUAAUUAUUACAGUGUAUUUGGAAGUGAUUAUGAAUUGUGUCCUGAUUUACAUACAUAUGUGCCUGGUAUGCAUCCGCAUUAAUGUGUUUGUAAUUAUAAGUGCUAUUAAUAGCUUAUGCUUCGGUUUGCUAAGGUGUUACAACAGUGGUAAUAAAAACUUUAACAAAUGGAACUUAACAUAUAUGCCAUCCAAGAUAUCAACCAUUUCUAAUAGGGGCUAUAACUAAAGACACCUAUUCAGUUCAUUGCGGAUAUCAAUUUGGUUUCUCAUUAGUAAUGGAACUCCAAUAUGAUGGAUUUUAUAAAUACUAUUGUGGAGGUAAAAAUUGUUAAUUUUUAAAUAGAUUUUAGAAAUUCAGGUUUAAAUCUUUAGAGAUGUUUGAUAGUUGUAGCAUAAUAAGGUUUCAUUAAAUGUCUAUAUUGUAAAUUUCCAUUCUUUGAUUAUGAGUGUAAAUAAGUUUAGAUAGGUUAUAAUUAAUAAUCUGUAGGUACUCCUUCAACCGUUUAAAGUAAUUCAAAUAUGAUUAUUCUAGGGUGUAAUGGUUAAUGUUUGGAUUGUAAUGGAUAAGGAUAUUGUAAUUAAUGUAGAGAAGGUUUUUCAAGAAAAGAUGAUUAUGAUAUUAGUUGUUCAUUAGGUAAAUAAAAUAUUACAAUUUGAUAGAUUGUUAGGGAUUUCGAUCUUGUUAUCUUGAUACAUAAUAAAAUGUAAUUGGGAAUCCUGGAUGCAAAUCAGGAUACUAUGGCACGGGAUCUUAAUGCUUUUAUUGUUAAUAUAUUAACAAAUAUUUUAUAGCCUAUAUUUAUCGUUGUUAAGAUCCAUAUUAAGGUACUUCUGGAAUGGGUUGUUAUAAGUGUUAAGAAGGAUUUUUUUUAGGAAGAAAUUAUGCGCAGGAUGCAUAUUACACAUAUUGUUAUUAGUAUGAUUGGAAUUGUAACAAAGAUAGAUAAUCAGUAGUUGAAAAAAGAGACGCUUGGAAUGAUUAUAAAUAUCUUGUAAUUCUUUGGAAUAUACAUAGGUAUAUUGUUAGUUAUGCGAUCCAGGAUACAUUUAAUUAGAGAAAUAAGCUUUUGUUUUUGUAACAUUGAAUUUAUCAAUUUUUUAGAGAUUAGUUAUAUUAAAUAAGGUUGUGUCUUAUUAGAUACAUUUGGUGUUAAUUGUAUAGCUUGUCUUCCACAAUAUGCUUUACAAACAAAUGGCACAUGCUAAUAUUAUUAAUGUGCACUAUAAUGUUCAACUUGUUUGGACACUGAUCCAAAUUUUUGUACCACUUGUGAUAGCACAGUAAAUCAAAUAGCUGAUAAUGGUAUCUGCAAAUGCUUACCAAAUUCUGGUUUGUAGGAAGGAAAAUGCACACUUUGUAAGGAGGGUUAUUGUCAAGAAUGUGAACUAGAGGAUUUUUAUUCAUGUAUUUCAUGUAAAGAAGGAUCAAAUAGAAUACUCAUCGAUAAACAAUGCCCUUGUUUAUCUGGUUAUUUUGAUCCUGAAAAUGAAGAUUAAAUAUGUCUCCGUAUAUUGACUAAAUCAUAUUUUAGCCUGUGAUAUUAGUUGUCCAAAUUGUUUUGGUCCAACAAAUUUAGAAUGUACUGAAUGUCUAGAGGAAAGUAUUUCAAAUAGAAUUAAAAUUACUGAUUCUUGUCCAUGUAAAAAUGGAUAUGCUGAUUAUGCUAAUAAGCAAUCAAAAUGUGGAAGUAUAAAUUAUAAUUAAUUUCAGAAUGCCAUCCAAAAUGUCAAACAUGUUUUUAAGCAGCUGAUGAAACCUAAAAUUAAUAUUGUCUUACAUGUAUAACUGGAUAGAAUCGUGUUGUUUCAGAUACUUUUAAUUGUAAUUGUAAAGUGAAUUCUGGGGAUCUUGAUGGUACUUUAGAAAUUUGUAUAAGUAAUUUCGUAAAUUAUACAUAGUUUGUCAUUAUACAUGUGGAAUCUGUAUUGGUACUGAAUCCACUAAUUGCAUAUAAUGUGAAUAAAGCACUUUUAGAGAAUUGACACCUUCGGGAGAAUGCUUAUGUAAAUUAUCAUAUUAUGAUGAUAAUACAGAAAAUAUAGAAUGCUAAAGUAAUAUAUUAGAUUUGAUUUAUAGAGUGCCAUUAUUCAUGUGUAACAUGCGCAAACUCUAUUGAAAAAGAUGCAUGUGUAUAAUGUCCUUCAACCCGAAAAGCUAAUUCAUCAGGCAGUUAAUUUGAAUGCCUUUGUAUUAAUGAAAAUACUUUUGAUGAUGGAUUUUCAUAAGAAUGUCAACAAUGUGAUAAAUAUUGUUUAACAUGUAAUGGUCCACUUUCAUCAAAUUGUCUAACAUGUGAUUUAAAUUAUAGAUAAAUGGACUUAUCAUCUUGCAUAUGCCCAGCUGGAUAUUAUGAUACUUAAAUAACAUUAGAAUGCCACUAUUCUUGUCACUAAUGUUUUGAUAACAUUUCAGAAAGUUGUAUUGUUUGUUCUCUUGAACUUAAUUUUAGAGUAUUAAAAGGUAAUUUCUGCAAAUGUAUUGAUGGUUAUUAUGAAGAGGCUGGAAUUGCUUAGUGUAAAAGUAAAUAUUCUAAUUUUUAAUAAUUUAUUAGAAUGUUCAUAUAAAUGUGAAACAUGUGAAAACCAAUCAGAAAAAUGUUUGAGCUGCCCAUUAAAUUCUUUAUGUAUAUUCGAUCCUAUUAAGAGAUGUUUUUGUCCAGGAGAGUAUUAUGAUAAAGAAAAUGAAUUUGCUUGUUAAAGUAAUUAUCAUAUAUUUUGCAGGAUGCCAUUUCAAAUGUUAAUCUUGUGAUGGGAAGGAUCAAGAUAAUUGUCUUUCUUGUGAUUCUGUUGCUAAUAGAGAAAUAAAAAAUAAUGAAUGCAAAUGCUAACCACAUUAUUUUGAAAUGGAAGUUUAGGAAUGCACUAGUAAUAAUAUUAUAUCUAAAUAUAGCUUGCAGUGCACUAUGUUAUGAAUGUAUAAACAAUUUUGAAAAUUGUACUUCAUGCAAUAGUGAUAGAUAUUUAGUUGAAAGUAAAUGCAAAUGUAUUACUAAAUUAAAUGGAGGAGCAAUAAGUACAUUUGAAUAUAAUGGGAUGGUUUAAUGUUAAAGUAUAAAUUCGAAUAAUAAUUAGAAUGUCAUUAUUCAUGUGGUACCUGUGGAGGAUUUGAAGAAGGAGAUUGUAAUUCUUGUGCAGAUACUGAUCACAGAUUAUAAGUUGGAAAUACAUGUAUCUGUGAAGAAGGAUACUAUGAUGUAGGAUUGCCUGUUUGUUAAAGUAUUAAUAGAUUUUAAUACAUAGGAUGCAAUUAUCAAUGUAAAGGCUGUUCGAAGUUAUCUGAUAGUUGUACUUCUUGUCCUGAUAAUAGCUUCAGAUAACUUGUUUCAGGUUUUAAUAAAUGCCAAUGUAUCCAAAGAUAUUAUGAUGAUGGAUUCAAUGAAGUUUGCUAAAGUAAUUAUUUUUUUUAUCAUUUUAAGAAUGCCAUUAUUAAUGUCUCAGAUGCAAUGAACUUGAAACAAAAUGUGAAUUAUGUUCCACUUAAUCAAACAGAAUUUAUAAUGAUCUUCUUUUUUCCUGUGAUUGUAAUAUUGGAUAUUAUGAUAUUGGAGUUGAAGAUUGUUAAAAAUGUUACUACUCAUGUUUAGCUUGCAAUUCUGGAGAUUCUAAUUCCUGUAUUUCGUGUAUAGAAAUGAAUACUUCAAAGAGAGUAUUUUAUAAUAAUAAAUGCAUAUGUUUAUUUGGAUAUUAUGAUGAUGGUUCUAAAAUAUCAUGUUUAAAAUGUGAUAUUUAAUGUUUAAGUUGUGUUGAACAAUCUUAUUAAUGCUUAUCUUGUCCAUAAACAAGAAAAAUAGAAACCAAUUGUAAAUGCCAGAAAGGAUAUUAUGAUGUUGGCUUAUAAAUUUGUCCAUAAUGUAAUUCUAAUUGCUUUACAUGUGAAAUUUCAUCAAAAAACUGCACAUCAUGCGAUUCUACUUAAUUUAGAGAACUUAAUAUAAUAACUUAAACUUGCGAUUGCUAAAAAGGUUAUCUUGAAAUCAAUGAAAUUUGUCAAAAAUGCUAUACUAGUUGUAAAACAUGUGCUUAAUCAAUAAAUAAUUGUACUUCUUGUGUAUAAUUUCGAUACUUGAAAAAUAAUGAAUGUAUUUGUAAUGAAGGAAUGUAUGAAUCAAAUGUUGAUAAAUUAUGUAAAUUAUGUAAUAUAACUUGUUUAACUUGUGCUAAUUCUAAUUCUUACUGUUUGACUUGUUCAAUUGAAAAUUUUAGAUAAUUUACUUCUGGAAAUACUUGUGAAUGUAGAUAAGGAUAUUAUGAAGAUCCAGUUACUUUGAAUUGCGAAUAAUGUUCAAGUUCAUGUUUGACUUGUUCUUUAUUAUAUGAUAAUUGUACAAGUUGUGAUUCUAGUCUUAAUUUAUCUUUAGUCAAUAAUAAAUGUGCAUGCUCAUAAUCAUAUUUUUUUGAUCCUUUAACUAAAUAAUGUGAAUGUAAUAUUAUAAAUAAAUAAUUAGAAUGCAAUAUCACCUGCCUAGAAUGUUAAAAUAGUAACUAAUGCACAUAAUGUAGAUUGACAACCAGACAUUAUGAUGCAGAUGAAAAGAAGUGCUUAUGUAAUGAUGGAUAUUAUGAAACAAAUCAAUUAAAUUGUUAAUGUAUUUAUAUCUUUAAUCCUUUUUAGUAUGUCAUUUAUCAUGUGGUACUUGUUAAAACGUGAGUACUAAUUGUUUAACUUGCUAAAGUGUAUACAUAAGAAUAUUAAAAUAUAAUCAAUGUUUGUGUUUGGAUGGUUAUUAUGAUGCAGGAAUUGAAUUGUGUUAAAAAUGCAAUAAUAUUUGUAAGACCUGUUAAUCUUCUGCGGUAUCCUGUUUAUCAUGUUAUGAAAUUGAACAACACAGAUAUUAUUCAGGUGAAAAGUGUUUAUGCAAGAUUGGUUAUUAUGAAUCAAAUACAGAGAUAUGUUCAAGUAAUCAUUUUAAAAUGAUAAUUAGAAUGCUCAAAUUAAUGUUUAACCUGUUAAGGUUCUGCUGAAUAUUGUACCAGUUGUGAUACAAAUGAUUUCGUAAUUUUUUUUGGAUUUUAAACUAAUUUAAUCUUUUUUUGCCAUCAGUCUAAUGGAAAAAAUCUAAUAUCAAAUUUAUUUACUAACCAAAAUCUCAUUUUCUCUACAAAUUCUAAAAGAGUUGAUCAAUCUAUUAUCCAUAAAUGUCCUUGUAUUCUUGGAUUUUAUUCAGAUGAGAAUUAGAAUUGUUAAAGUAAAUUUUUAUAAUUAAAUUAAUAGAAUGUCAUAUUAAAUGUUAGACUUGCAAAACUUCUAACGACUAAUGUUUAAGUUGUAAUUUCUAAUUAAAUUCAAAUCGAAUGUCUAUAUCUGGUUUAUGUAAUUGUAAAGAAGGUUAUUUUGAUGAUGGAAUCUAACUUCAAUGCUAAAAUUGUAAUUUUAGAUGUAAGACCUGUUAAAUUGAAGAAAAUAAUUGUCAAAUCUGCUAGAAUAUAUUAAGAUUUAAUCCACCAUCAUGUAAUUGCAAGGAUGGGUAUUAUGAAGAUGAGUAACUUAUUUGUUAAAGUAAAUUUUAUUGUUUAAAAUAAGUUUGUGCUUCUCAAUGCAAUACAUGUAUAUUGCAACCAACAAACUGUUUAAGUUGUAAUCCAGGAAGAAUUGAAAAAGAUUGCAAAUGUAUUGAUGGAUAUUUUGAAAUUGGAUUAACUUUAUGCUCAUGUAAUAAUUUACUAAACUUUAUAUAGAAUGUGCAUUUUAAUGUGCUACUUGUGAAUUAGAUCCUUUAAAUUGCAAGACUUGUAAAGGUAAUAGAAUUCAAGAGCCUUAAUGCAUUUGUUAAUUUGGAUNUAUUAUGAUGCAGGAAUUGAAUUGUGUUAAAAAUGCAAUAAUAUUUGUAAGACCUGUUAAUCUUCUGCGGUAUCCUGUUUAUCAUGUUAUGAAAUUGAACAACACAGAUAUUAUUCAGGUGAAAAGUGUUUAUGCAAGAUUGGUUAUUAUGAAUCAAAUACAGAGAUAUGUUCAAGUAAUCAUUUUAAAAUGAUAAUUAGAAUGCUCAAAUUAAUGUUUAACCUGUUAAGGUUCUGCUGAAUAUUGUACCAGUUGUGAUACAAAUGAUUUCGUAAUUUUUUUUGGAUUUUAAACUAAUUUAAUCUUUUUUUGCCAUCAGUCUAAUGGAAAAAAUCUAAUAUCAAAUUUAUUUACUAACCAAAAUCUCAUUUUCUCUACAAAUUCUAAAAGAGUUGAUCAAUCUAUUAUCCAUAAAUGUCCUUGUAUUCUUGGAUUUUAUUCAGAUGAGAAUUAGAAUUGUUAAAGUAAAUUUUUAUAAUUAAAUUAAUAGAAUGUCAUAUUAAAUGUUAGACUUGCAAAACUUCUAACGACUAAUGUUUAAGUUGUAAUUUCUAAUUAAAUUCAAAUCGAAUGUCUAUAUCUGGUUUAUGUAAUUGUAAAGAAGGUUAUUUUGAUGAUGGAAUCUAACUUCAAUGCUAAAAUUGUAAUUUUAGAUGUAAGACCUGUUAAAUUGAAGAAAAUAAUUGUCAAAUCUGCUAGAAUAUAUUAAGAUUUAAUCCACCAUCAUGUAAUUGCAAGGAUGGGUAUUAUGAAGAUGAGUAACUUAUUUGUUAAAGUAAAUUUUAUUGUUUAAAAUAAGUUUGUGCUUCUCAAUGCAAUACAUGUAUAUUGCAACCAACAAACUGUUUAAGUUGUAAUCCAGGAAGAAUUGAAAAAGAUUGCAAAUGUAUUGAUGGAUAUUUUGAAAUUGGAUUAACUUUAUGCUCAUGUAAUAAUUUACUAAACUUUGUAUAGAAUGUGCAUUUUAAUGUGCUACUUGUGAAUUAGAUCCUUUAAAUUGCAAGACUUGUAAAGGUAAUAGAAUUCAAGAGCCUUAAUGCAUUUGUUAAUUUGGAUAUUUUGAUGACUAAUUAAAUGAAGAUUGUUAAAAAUGUGAUAUUACCUGUUUAGAAUGUAAUAUUAAUGGAUGCUUAUCUUGUUUUGCAAAUAGAUUAUUAGAUCAAGAUAUGAAUUGCAUUCCUCCACCAAACUCAAUUUCGUAUGAUAGUACACCUUGGUGUUCAAGUAUAUUUUUCCAAUAAACAAUUAGCUUGUGAGGUUGCAGUUAUUAAGGCAUAUUUCUCAGAUGACCUUAGUUAAAUUAUUAUUCAUUUUGAUUUCCCUUUAAAUCCAAAGGGCUUCAGUUCAUAAAUUCAAAUCAAUAAAUUUUGUAAAUAUUUGAAGUAGAAUCUGCAUAAAGCUUUGGUUAAAAUUCUGUUUGCUACCUUAACCCAGAAGAUAAUCAGGAAUUACUAAUCUCAUUAGGUGAACACUCGAAUAUAUAAGUUGGUGAAUAAAUCCUUUUUAAAAGUAAUGCCUUAUCUCAAAUUAAUUGCGAAACUACUUUAAAAAUAUUUAUCUUUGAUAUAUUACAAAUGCCAAUAAACCCUCUUCCUCCAUCAAUUUAAUAUCACCUGCCUUUACAUAAAUUAAAUCCUUUAUCAGAUAAUUCAAUUUAUUUAAAAUCAAUUUAAAACUAUGGAUAUAGAAAAUUAGAUAAUAUUAUUUGGAGUUAUCAAAUGA
Paramecium pentaurelia is the source of this 7564-nucleotide messenger RNA. The record is from the annotation of a GenBank genome assembly. NCBI's taxonomy places the organism in Eukaryota, Ciliophora, Oligohymenophorea, Peniculida, Parameciidae.